Messenger RNA from Nannospalax galili (Upper Galilee mountains blind mole rat), 1978 nucleotides. RefSeq names its product coagulation factor IX (gene F9). Gene Ontology annotation, cellular component: extracellular region. The transcript is spliced from 8 exons. Bases 20 to 1408 code for a protein of 462 amino acids. NCBI's taxonomy places the organism in Eukaryota, Metazoa, Chordata, Mammalia, Rodentia, Spalacidae. Gene Ontology annotation, molecular function: serine-type endopeptidase activity; calcium ion binding. The record is from RefSeq and is a predicted model, not a curated record. Gene Ontology annotation, biological process: blood coagulation; zymogen activation.
CAAUCCACUAACAAAGGUCAUGCAGCACCUGAACACCAUCAUGGCCGAAUCACCGGGCCUCAUCACCAUCUGCUUUUUAGGAUAUCUACUCAGUGCUGAAUGUUCAGUUUUUCUUGAUCAUGAAAAUGCCUCCAAAAUUCUGAACCGUCCGAAGAGGUAUAAUUCAGGGAAACUAGAGGAGUUUGUUCGAGGAAACCUUGAGAGAGAAUGUUUAGAAGAAAGGUGUAGUUUUGAAGAAGCACGAGAAGUUUUUGAAAACACUGAAAAAGCUACUGAAUUUUGGAAGAACUAUGUUGAUGGAGAUCAGUGUGAGUCAAAUCCAUGUUUAAAUGGUGGACUUUGCAAGGAUGAUAUUAAUUCCUAUGCAUGUUGGUGUCAACUUGGAUUUGAAGGAAGGAACUGUGAAUUAGAUGUAACAUGUAGAAUUAAGAAUGGCCGAUGCAUGCAGUUUUGUAAAAACGGUGCUGAUAAAAAGGUGAUUUGCUCCUGUACUGAAGGAUACCAACUUGCAGAAGAUAAGAAGUCCUGUGAACCAGCAGUGCCAUUUCCAUGUGGAAGAGUUUCAGUUCCAGACAUUUCUAUGAAGCUCACCCGUGCUGAGACUGUUUUUUCUAAUAUGGACUAUGAAAAUUCUACUGAAAUUGAUAUGCUGGAUAACAGCACUCAAAGCACUGAAUCAUCUAAGGACUUCAUUCGAGUUGUUGGUGGAAAAAAUGCCAAACCAGGACAAAUUCCUUGGCAGGUCCUUUUAAAUGGUAAAGUUGAGGCAUUUUGUGGAGGUUCCAUCAUUAAUGAAAAAUGGGUUGUAACCGCUGCCCACUGCGUUAAACCUGGUGAUAAAAUUGAGGUUGUUGCAGGUGAAUAUAACAUUGAAGAAAAGGAAGACACAGAGCAAAGGCGAAACGUGAUUCAAAUUAUUCCUCAUCAUCACUACAAUGCAACUAUUAAUAAGUACAGCCAUGAUAUUGCCUUGCUGGAACUGGAUAAACCUUUAAUACUAAACAGCUAUGUAACGCCUAUUUGUGUUGCCAACAGGGAAUACACAAACACCUUCCUCAAAUUUGGAACUGGCUAUGUGAGUGGCUGGGGGAAAGUCUUCUACAAAGGAAGGCAAGCUUCAAUUCUUCAGUACCUUAGAGUUCCACUGGUUGACAGAGCCACAUGCCUUCGGUCCACAACAUUCACCAUCUAUAAUAACAUGUUCUGUGCUGGCUACCAUGAUGGCGGCAGAGAUUCUUGUGAAGGAGAUAGUGGGGGACCCCAUGUUACCGAAGUCGAAGGAAUCAGUUUCUUAACUGGGAUCAUUAGCUGGGGUGAAGAAUGUGCAUUGAAAGGCAAAUAUGGAGUAUACACCAAGGUUUCCCGCUAUGUCAACUGGAUUAAAGAAAAAACCAAGCUCACUAAAUGAAAAACAUUCUUUCCAAAGAAAGAGAGUGAAAAUGGGGUGCGUUCCUUACUAACGAAUCGUUUUCCCAUCUCUUUGUUAAAUUUGAAUAUAUACGAUCUAUAAACACUUAAUUUUUCUCUUUAGAGGGGAAAAUUCCAUAUAAGAUCUGUAUUCUACUAGAGCAAGCAGCUUAGAAAGUGGAAUCACCAGAGAAAUCGUUUGGUAGGAAAAUAUGGCCAUUUCCCUGGAUCCAGCCCUUGAUAAAAUUAUGAAGUUAAGUUCCCCAUGCUGCCCAUCAGAUACCAUGGUUCUCAACUACGAUAACUCACCUGAUUCUCCCUUCUUAGCAGCAAUCCAUGUUUCAAAACUUGCCUCUCCCAUGUUCAUUAUGUUUUUAUCCAGGAUCUUUAGUCUAGCCCAUUAAAGGCCAGAAGCACACAGGAGCAGCUGAUAGCUUAAAACUCACCAAAAGUUCUACUUUUUCUUUAUUGUUAUUUCUGAAUCCUUUAUCUUUCCAACUCUCAAUCCCCAUUCAAUGUUUCCCUCUGCCCCGAUUCUCUCUGCAGACAUUAAAAGGAAAAAUGAGCAUUC